Messenger RNA from Histoplasma capsulatum G186AR, 5225 nucleotides. RefSeq names its product RING finger domain-containing protein. Bases 1 to 5043 code for a protein of 1680 amino acids. The record is from RefSeq and is a predicted model, not a curated record. Gene Ontology annotation, molecular function: zinc ion binding. NCBI's taxonomy places the organism in Eukaryota, Fungi, Ascomycota, Eurotiomycetes, Onygenales, Ajellomycetaceae. Gene Ontology annotation, cellular component: endoplasmic reticulum membrane. The transcript has 2 exons.
AUGGCUGCCGGUCGGGACGGGAGGGCUGGUCCUUUGCCUGAUAUCAUGAAUGACCCUGCCUUUGCCACAAACACAGCGUCCAACAAACGAAGCGUGGACGAAUAUGACACUUGUCGAAUAUGUCGCGGCGAAGGCACCGAGGAGGAGCAGCUCUAUUAUCCGUGCAAAUGUAGCGGGAGCAUCAAAUUCGUCCACCAAGACUGUCUGAUGCAGUGGCUAUCCCAUUCGCAAAAGAAGUACUGCGAGCUUUGCAAGACGCCCUUCAGAUUUACAAAACUUUACGAUCCAAAUAUGCCGCAGGAGCUACCCGCGCCAGUCUUCCUCAAAGAACUCAUUCUUCAGGGUGGCCGGUCAUUACUUACAUGGCUACGCUUCGUCCUGGUUGCUUUCGUAUGGCUAGGGUGGCUCCCAUGGUCCAUGAGAGCUAUCUGGCGAGGUCUGUUUUGGUUAGCUGAUGGGCGUUGGCCAAACCCUGAAUUCUACCACGCCUCGCGUGUGCCUCCAGCAAGCCGGGCCCUCGAUCAGCUUGCCGCCCGCGGAACGUCUCCUGCCAACACACUCACAUCAAACAACCUCUCUACGGGGUUAGGGCAACAGAAUACGCCUACACUUCCACUCUUCAUCUCACCAUUUUCCGCCAUGCUCAACUUUUCAGCUGGCGAGCCCUUGAUAUACACCAUCAUGAAGAAGCUUCUAUGGGGCACCUGGGCAACAACGACUUCACCCGUAUUCGAGGCCGUAGGCUCAAACUCGACGAAUACAACAAGCGCGUCUAUUCGACGGUUUCGCCAACCAUCCUGGCUUUCAGACGUUUCCUUUUUAAACAACUUGACCCCGUACUCCACCCUGAAUAAUAUUUUAAUAGAUACUUUCGAAGGACAGAUAAUUACCCUUUCUGUUGUUAUUGCUUUUAUUCUUGUAUUUUUGAUUAGAGAAUGGGUGGUGCAGCAACAACCUGUGAUCAAUCUUGCUGAGGCAGAUCGAGAAGCAGUUGCUCAGCUUGUUGUCGAUGCUGUAGCGAAUCACCCUGCUGGCCAGCAACGACCAGAUCCUGUUGGGCAUGCCCAUAAUGAGGCAGCCCAUGACGAACCGAACGAAGAACUAAAUCAAGAAGAAAACCAAGAAGUACAUCCAGAAGAAAAUCAAGAUAUACUUGGACACCGGGACACCGGAUUUCCAGAUUGGGGCCAUCCUCAACCGAUCGAGACGCCUCUAUCAUCGGUCCAACAUCCUUAUCGCACCACGGACAACUUUGAAUCACAUAGCCAACAUUGGUCUUCAGAGGUUGAAAGCAAUUCGAGCCACGUCCAUGAAGAAGACAAUAUUCCCGAGCACCCCUCCACGACCCGCGAAGCCAAUGACGAAAUAGUGGCAAAUUCUGACAGUCAUGGCAAUGCACAGUGGCCUGGUCUUGAUGUGUUCAAAGACUUGUGGACGCGUGGUGGGAGAAAUCCAACAGAAAUAUUAAAAUUAAUCGAGGAAGAAGGACGUCAAGAAGAGCUGGCCUGGGUAAUUGCAGCAAUGCAAAAAUUAGAGCGUGUGGGUGAACAGGGAUUCAAAUUCGGCGAAGUGUCUGCAAGAGAUGUGCAGGAAAACAACGAAGGGCUUGCUUCAGCCCCCAACGGUUCGAUUGAUGCGCCGAUCGAUCGUGAUCACGACCUACGUCAGUCGUUUUCUGCGAGUGCUAAAUCCAUUGAAGAGAAGCCGUUCGAAAACCACGAUGAACCUGAGCGGCCAUUUCCCGUGAGGUUUGGAAUUCCAACCACAAAUUCUAAUAUACUUGCAGAAUCCUUUUCACCCACCUUACCAAGCCUCGAGCCCUUUACUCUACCUGCAUCCUUUGAUUCCGAAGAGGCCGGGCCAUCCAGAUCUACUCAUACAGUUGACCUAUCAUCCCAUGCUCCCUUGAAUAAUAUAGUAGAUCACUCCUCUCUACAACAAGAAGCGGUUCAAUACUCUUCAAGCCCCUCAACUACCACUGAACCGCCCGCUUCAGAACUUGACAGCAACGAGCAUAAUCCAUUCCCAAUUGCGGAAGUUGAGCCUUUGAUAUCUCCACCUCAGCAACCACCUCCUAUAGAAGCAGUAGAUCCUCUUCAUGAAAAUCUGCUUGAUCGGGCCUCGAAUUGGUUUUGGGGUGGGGUGCCCCUUCCUCAGCGAGGAGAAGGUGACGACCAAGCAGAAGAGGACGAUGCCGGCCAUGUCAUUGAUCAACCCGCGCAAGAGGUUCCAUUCGAUGCUGCACCAGACGGACAUCGUCAUUUUCAUGACCCAAUGGACCAACCUGGAUUUGCUGAUGGCCCACUUGCUCCAGUCGACCCCGACGAUGUUGAUGCUGUGGACGACGCUGAUGAUCUGGAAGGUAUCUUGGAACUUAUCGGUAUGCAGGGUCCUAUCGUCGGCUUACUACAAAAUGGGGUGUUCAGCGCGUUGCUCGUAUCAUUCACAGUUGCUGUUGGGAUUUGGCUGCCGUACCUAUGGGGUAAAAUCGCACUGGUUCUUUUAACGAAUCCGAUACGGCUGUUUAUUGGCGUGCCAAUUGCAAUUGUGUCUCUCGUUGCUGACAUCACCGUCGACACACUACUCGGCAGCUUGGGAUAUGUUGUAUACUUGGCGAACGUUCUGCUCCGUUACAUCCUCGUCACAUUUGGACGAUUCAUCCCUUUUCUCACAAAAUUUUCGGCAAGUAAUGCUAUUACAGCUGCUUCGCUAUCUAUGAUCGACGGUAGCAGCCAGCGCCUUAAAGGUGUUCUCGGGGCAUUCUUCACAUUCCACGAAUCGGACUUGCCCAUGUUCUCCGUUUUAUCUCACCAAGCCUUGAGGAUCCACCAAGGGCGAGUCGCAACGGUUUUCAACUUUGUAAUGAACGUUGGGAAGACAAUUCUCUACGACGUCCCAUUACUUCUCCUCGAACAGGAUUCCUUGCAACGACUCAUCACAUCCAUACUUCCUCUUGAACCUAUGAAAUUAUUGAACGCAGCUGCUGUCGCUGUUGUGACCGUUGGAAAGUCUGCACUCUUCUUUUUGGAGAAAGAAAAUUGGCCCAGCUUAAAGGUCGGUGGAGUCGAGCCAAAAGUUUCAUUGUCAUUGAACCAUGAGUUGGCACAAUGGGACACUAAGGAUCGAAUCAUAGCAAUUAUAGUUGGGUAUUGCUUUGCCUCGCUUCUUGGGGUGGUUUAUCUCCAAUUUUCUUCUCUGUUUUCCAGGCCACGUCAAGAGAAUCGGGCAGAAGGGACGGUGGCUGAUGUUUUGCAACAAGCUGGUGGAGUAAUGAAGGUGAUCAUCAUCAUUGGUAUCGAAAUGAUUGUGUUCCCACUAUAUUGUGGCAUUCUGCUCGACAUUGCCCUUCUUCCACUUUUCCGCGGUGCAACAUUAGCUUCACGAACUGCAUUCAUGCUGGAUUCGCCGUUCACCUCUCUAUUCGUCCAUUGGUUCAUCGGGACUUGUUACAUGUUCCAUUUUGCCCUUUUCGUGUCCAUGUGUCGAAAGAUUAUGCGGAAUGGCGUCCUAUAUUUCAUCCGUGAUCCCGACGAUCCUACAUUCCACCCCGUACGCGAUGUUCUUGAGCGCAAUAUCACUACCCAGUUGCGUAAAAUCGCUUUCAGCGCAUUUGUGUACGGUGGUCUUGUUAUCGUUUGCCUCGGCGGUGUUGUUUGGGGCUUAUCCUUGACUUUCCGUGAAGUACUCCCGAUACACUGGUCGUCCAAUGAGCCCGUUUUGGAAUUCCCGGUUGAUCUACUUUUCUACAAUUUUGUAAUGCCGUUGGCGAUUCGUUCUAUCCGCCCAUCAGAUGGCUUGCAUAAAAUGUACGACUGGUGGUUUCAUAAGUGUGCGCGCAAAUUGAGGCUGACGCACUUCCUGUUUGGAGAACGGCGUCAGGACGAGGAAGGCCGACGGGCAUAUCCAACAUGGCGUGACUGGAUUUUCCGCAGUCGGGAUACCCUGGAAGAUGAAAGCAGUAGUAAAUAUUUUCUACGAGAUGGCAAGUUUGUGCGAGCCCCAGGAUCGGAUCAGGUUCGAAUUCCCAAGGGCAGGUCUGUUUUCUUGGAAGUUGACGAAAAUAAUGAGCGUAUUGAUGGCAACGAGGAUCACGAGGAUGGCCUUCAUGGGAAGUCUAACAGUAUGUUCGCUCACGUCUAUGUCCCGCCAACGUUCAAGAUCAGGAUCGCGACAUUUAUUUUCAUGAUAUGGGUUUUCGCUGCGGUAACUGGGCUUGGGUGCACCAUAGUGCCUCUGGCCAUCGGGCGACGGAUGAUUUCUUCACUCUUCCCUAGCCAUGUUCCUGUGAACGACAUCUAUGCCUUUUCUGCUGGCAUAUAUGUGGUAGGUGGAGCCUUCUAUGCGCUCGUGUACUGUCGUCGCCACGGCCUACCGGCGCUCAAUCAACGUCUGCAACCAUACCUUGCGUCCCCGAGACAAGCAUUCCCACACACAUACAACAUCCUUGUGAAACUCCUCAGUCUUCUGUAUAUUGGAGCGGCGUAUGCUCUAUUCCUCCCUUCCCUUUUCGCCUUAAUUACCGAGCUCUACAUUCUGAUUCCUCUGCACACCUACAUUGGCAGUGGCGAAGUCCACGUCAUCCACUUCGUUCAAGACUGGACGCUCGGCGUGCUAUACGUGCGCAUGGCCGUCAGACUUAUAUUAUGGUAUCGCGGCUCUCGCCCAGCCAAUGCCCUCAACGCCGUCCUACGCAACGGCUGGAUGGAUCCGGACAUUCAACUGGCUACCCGCGCAUUUAUUGUUCCUGCUACAUUGGUUGCCUGUGUUGCUGUGUUAGGGCCCUUGCCAAUAGGAGCUGUUCUAAAUUCCACGAUCUUCCGCGAUUCGCCGGCCAUGGUGCACUCCGAAGUAUACCGCUACUGUUUCCCUGCGACGUUAAUGGGGGUGCUUCUCCUUUGGGCUCUACGCCUGGCUCGAAACCAAAUCGCCAUAUGGAGGGCGAGUAUUCGUGAUGACGUGUAUUUGAUUGGAGAGCGACUUCAUAACUUCGGAGAGAAGAGGGCCAAGGACGUUGGUGUAACGCGGCGGAUGAUUACUUCAUGAUACGACUGUGUUCCCUCUUCUAGCGGGUGAAGACUAAUUGAUUUUCUCUACAAUAACCAAAAAAUAUGUUCCAUUUGAUGCCUAUCCUUUCCUAUACUAUGUACAUUACUCUUUUCUGUCUUCGUAAAUAAGUCGAUUCGCAGCGAGUUCAGCUGCGGAGGAAAUAUAACUCGUUUGCCUUG